ACGACGGUCACACCGCCAUUGGGCGAAAAAAAAACAUUCGUGAAUUCACCGUCGUCGAACGAACGCUGUAUUUUUUUCCAGUGCAAUAUUCGGUCGAUGUAUAACGAGUGAUUGAAUUAAAGUAGUCCCUUUACAAAAAGUAAUAGUAAAUAAUUAAAAAUAAAGUCAUACAGAACAGUAUAGUGGUAGAGAGAGGGCGAGGGUAAAAAAUUGCUGCUGCUGAGGUGUGUGCAAUUGCCUGUGCGUGUGUGUGUGUUUGUGUGACGUUUACAGCAGCAAAAAGUUCGGUAGUGUCGUCAAAAUUGUCGCGUAAAGUUAAUGCAAACGAUUCUCGAUCGGAUACGAGUUCAUCGCGACACAUUGAUUUGGUUGGAUGUGGAAAAGCCUAGCUGAUUGAAAACGAAUCGCGGAUAAAAAAACGAUAAACAACGGCAAUUUGUUGCUGCCGCAACAUCAACAACAGCAGCGCAGCAGCGCACUAACACAACCACCACCACCCCCUGUUCCAGCCUAACGGUUCAUUCACAGUGGCCGAAGAAGCAGCAGCAAAGUUUGCGAAACUAGGAGCACCAUGUGGCGGUUUUAGAGAAGCAGCAAAGAACUAUUAACCACGAUUCGGGAUUAGGAACAGGAGCAGUGUCAGGAGCACUACAGAUUGCAGCAAUCGAAGUCGAGGAAAAAGGGUGUUCCAGGGACGCAAGAUAGUGAAAGAGGGGAGUAUAGACUGAGAUCAAAGAUCGGAGAACGUCGUUCUGUGUCAGAAGAUGACCCUGACCACAACGACCACUGCCUCAUCAGCCGAGAGCCAAGCGAAAAUGGACGUCAAGGGCGGCGCACUUCCCGGCGAAGAGAACCUGCCCACCUCCGAGAUGGAUCUGCUGGCCAAGCUGGAGGCGGCCAACAAGCUCAUCGAGAGCGAUGCCAAGUCCCUCAACUCACUGCACUCCACGCACAGUCGCAAGAACUCGGACACGAGUCAGAUCAGCCUCUCAUCGAGUGGAAAUUCGGUGGCCGAAGAGGACAUCUGGACGACGUGGGCCACCAUCCUCAAUGACUGGGAGGGAGCACUGAAACGAAAGAAUCCCUGCGUCAGUGAGCUGGUGCGUCGUGGAAUUCCACACCACUUCCGAGCGAUCGUGUGGCAGCAGCUGAGUGGAGCGUCCGAGGGCGACAAGAAGCAGUAUGCGGAGUACAUCAAGGCGACCAGUGCCUGCGAGAAGGUCAUACGGCGGGACAUUGCCCGCACCUAUCCCGAGGUGGAGUUCUUCAAGGAGAAGGAUGGACCCGGACAGGAGGCCCUGUUCAAUGUGAUCAAAGCGUAUUCCCUGCACGAUCGCGAGGUGGGCUACUGCCAGGGCUCGGGAUUCAUUGUGGGCCUGCUGCUGAUGCAAAUGCCCGAGGAGGAGGCUUUCGCUGUGCUCGUCCAGAUCAUGCAGCAGCAUCGGAUGCGGCACAUGUUCAAGCCCUCCAUGUCGGAGUUGGGCUUGUGCAUGUACCAGCUGGAGAAUCUGGUGCAGGAGCAAAUACCCGACAUGCACAUUCACUUCCAGCAGCAGGGCUUCCAGACGACCAUGUACGCCUCCAGUUGGUUCCUCACCCUAUACACGACCACUCUGAAUGUCAAUCUAAGUUGUCGCAUCAUGGACGUCUUCCUCAGCGAGGGCAUGGAGUUCAUCUUCAAGGUGGCCUUGGCCCUGCUGCUCACCGGCAAGGAAACGUUGCUCUGCCUGGACAUGGAGGCCAUGCUUAAGUUCUUCCAAAAGGAGCUGCCCGGUCGCGUGGAGGCGGAUGUCGAGGGCUUCUUCAGUCUAGCGUACUCCAUAAAGCUGAAUACCAAGCGUAUGAAGAAGAUGGAGAAGGAGUACCAGGACCUCAAGAAGAAGGAGCAGGAGGAGAUGGCCGAGCUGCGGCGACUGAGACGCGAGAACUGCCUGCUGAAGCAGCGCAACGAGCUGCUGGAGGCCGAGAGCGCCGAACUGGCCGAUCGCCUGGUGCGUGGUCAGGUCUCCCGAGCUGAGGAGGAGGAAACUAGCUAUGCCAUUCAGACGGAGCUGAUGCAGCUGCGCCGGUCAUACUUGGAGGUCUCGCAUCAGCUGGAAAACGCCAACGAGGAGGUGCGCGGCCUGAGUCUUCGGCUGCAGGAGAAUAACGUAUCCAUCGACAGCAAUAACUCCCGGCAGUCGUCCAUUGACGAGCUCUGCAUGAAGGAGGAGGCGCUGAAGCAGCGCGACGAGAUGGUCUCCUGUCUGCUGGAGGAACUGGUGAAGGUGCGUCAGGGACUGGCCGAAAGCGAGGAUCAGAUCAGGAACCUCAAGGCCAAGGUGGAGGAGCUGGAGGAGGACAAGAAGACGCUGCGGGAAACGACGCCAGACAAUUCGGUGGCUCAUCUGCAGGAUGAACUGAUUGCUAGUAAACUUCGCGAGGCCGAGGCCUCGCUUUCGCUAAAGGAUCUCAAGCAGAGGGUGCAGGAGCUGAGCAGCCAGUGGCAGCGUCAGCUGGCCGAGAAUCAGCGCAGCGAAAGCGAACGCACCACCAACGCUGUGGACUCGACGCCCAAGAAGCUGCUGACCAACUUCUUUGACAGCUCCAAGAGCAGCGAGCACACGCAGAAGCUCGAGGAGGAGCUGAUGACCACGCGCAUACGCGAGAUGGAGACGCUCACCGAGCUCAAGGAGCUGCGGCUCAAGGUCAUGGAGCUGGAGACGCAGGUCCAGGUGUCCACCAAUCAACUGAGGCGGCAGGACGAGGAGCACAAGAAGCUGAAGGAGGAGCUCGAAAUGGCCGUGACCCGGGAGAAGGACAUGUCCAACAAGGCGCGUGAACAGCAACACAGAUACUCGGAUCUGGAAUCUCGCAUGAAGGAUGAGCUGAUGAAUGUGAAAAUCAAAUUCACCGAGCAAAGCCAAACGGUGGCUGAACUGAAACAGGAAAUUUCCCGACUUGAGACCAAGAACUCGGAAAUGCUCGCCGAGGGCGAACUGCGCGCGAAUCUGGAUGAUUCGGACAAGGUGCGCGACCUGCAGGACAGGCUGGCCGACAUGAAGGCGGAGCUGACGGCAUUGAAAAGUCGUGGCAAAUUUCCGGGCGCCAAACUGCGCAGCUCCUCGAUCCAAUCGAUCGAAUCGACCGAGAUCGACUUCAAUGAUCUGAAUAUGGUGAGGCGCGGGAGCACGGAGCUCUCCACAUAACCUACAGACGGAUCAGAUCUAGCAUAUCCUAACCAACCAAUAGCCACAACCAGGAGAAAAGCAGCGAGUGAGAGGGCAGUACAGGAUACACCCAAAUCUAUAUGGGUGGGUAAAAGUUGGAGGCGAUUUAUAUAUAUUUAUAUAUAUAUAUAUAUACAUAUAUGAGGGGCCUGUGAUCAUGAAACGGAAACGGAAAGGGAAGUAGUAGCAUCGAGUGGAGGGAGAAGUAGGAGGAGGAAGAGGGCAGAAUAGUUGCAAUCCCAUUACAAUAUUAGUUAUGUAUAAUAUUCGUUAAAAUUGUACUACUACUAUUACGAUAUGUGGAUAUUUUAUUACGAUUAUUAUAAUCAACUUUUUUUUUUGCAAUAUUUUUAUUACUGUUAUGUUUUGCAAUCGAAACACACUCAUAUUUAUUUAUUUUAAAUCCUAAUUGAAACGAUAUUGUGAGAGUAUUUUACACCCCUGUACAUUAAUCAAUACGGAAACUAAUCCGAUUCGAUGCGAUGCGAUGGAUUGGAGUUAGGAGAUUGGCAUUUUGAUAUCCCCUAGAUGUAUGGCACAUAUGCAAUGCAAUGAAUUUUAUGUAAACCCCCUGAGGAAAAAACAAAACCAUUUCCCAACCCACGCAUCCUGUGAACCACUUUUAAUGUAAGUUUUAAGCGAAUCCAAUUGUUCUUGGCUACAAACAAAAAAAACAAAACGAUUUUAAUCAACACCCACACCUGUUUAAAGUGUGCGGAAUAUGCUUGGUUUAUCCACAAGAUUUGUAUUAUGAUUUCAUCCCUGUAGAAUGAUAUUAACACUCAAACACAUAGUUGUCUGGAAUGAAUUUUGUAACUCUCGUAUAGUAAGCUAAACCAAUCUAAAUCUAAAACGAUAACUAAAAUAAAACCAAGUGCGAAAGACAAAGUAACAAGCGUGGCCAAAUGCAGGAUGAGAAACUGAGAAACCAAUAUAUAACUAUUAAAAAUAGUUUAAAACGAUAUGUGAAAGAACCACGAGAAAGGGGCCCACAAUUUCCCCCGUUUAAGAACGAUAUUACGAUAACGACUACGAUAUUCACACUACUUACGAUAUUCUACUUAGUUAACAGUAGCGCUUGUCAUUAUCCCCAAAACAAACAAAAUACAAUUAUAUGAUUUAUAUGGUUAAUUUAACCCAUAUUUGGCAGCUUCGAACGAUUAACAACAAUUAUUCACAAACAAUACAAUUAUUCAGGUUGAACCAUGUUUUCCAUGUGCAAUAUUAUACAUUUACUUUCGCUUCAAUUGCGUUUCGUAUUCUAUGACAAUUUUUUAUUAUCAUUUGUUAGCAUGACGUCCUCAGUGCUUAGGUUUGUUACUUAUCGCAACUAAGACCUAUUAACUUAAUUAACUUAAUUUUUUGUAAUUCCAUUGAUUUGCCCAUCAUGACAAACCGAUUAAAAAAACAGCGAGAGAAAUAAGAGAUCUAUGUAAAAGUAGGAUUCGUAGCUUGUAAGAAUGUCGAAAAUGAUGUCACAAAACUUUGUUAUGUAAACACUAAGUAUGUAUGUAAUGCUUAAGUUUUGUUCCCGACUUUGGCAGAACUAUUAGAAUUUUUUGUUCUACGCGAUAAUUAAUGAUUAUGUAAUGUAUGUACCACAUUUAUAUAUAUAUAACGAUAUGUUUGCGGCUAAAAGAGGAGGCUGCUGGGGGAGGGGCAGUAUUAACAAUCAGCAGCAGUUAACAGACAUUUAAAUAUAGCAAACAUUCCCGAGAAAGUCAAAUUUCCCCCAAGAAAAGAAAAGAUGUGAAAGAUAAGCAAAUUCAUUCAAAUUCCCCCCAACAGCCUUGAGUCUUAAAAAAUUGGCAAGUCUAGAGUUAAUUGCGUAUUAUGUUAUGGCAAGCGAAGGCACAAAUUAUACGAUAUCUAAAAUAGUUUAUACAAAUUUA
Molecule: messenger RNA, 5101 nt
Organism: Drosophila mauritiana
Lineage: Eukaryota; Metazoa; Arthropoda; Insecta; Diptera; Drosophilidae
Gene: Evi5
Product: ecotropic viral integration site 5 ortholog
Exons: 9
Coding region: 765-3188 (807 amino acids)
Source: RefSeq, a predicted model, not a curated record